UAUUUGUUAUUUGAGUUCUGUAAGUGAUAAGUGAAUUUUAAAAAUAAGUAUCGCAAGUAUGGCUGGACCUUAUUUAUCACCACUUGGACCGCAAGCUGAUCUUCUUACCGAGUACAUGUUCGGCCGACGGCGUCAGGUCAGUAGACGCAACCGUACGACGUUUACCCCUCAGCAGCUCCAAGAGCUCGAGUCUCUCUUCCAGAAGACUCAUUACCCUGAUGUAUUUUUACGUGAAGAAGUUGCCCUGAGGAUUUCCCUGUCGGAAGCACGAGUUCAGGUGUGGUUCCAAAAUCGUCGAGCCAAAUGGAGGAAGCAGGCGCGGCUCCAGCUUCUCCAAGACGCCUGGAGAAUGCGUUGUCUAGGUCUAGGAAGCGCCGCACCACUUCUUCUCCGACCUCCACCAGCUCCAGGAGUUGAAAGAUCCGACUCGUUGACUCCACCGCCUUCUGCUGGUCUUUCGCCGCCCCAAAUAACCUCGGGAUCGCCGGACAAGCUUCCUGAUAAUCCGAACCAUCAAAUCUGUCGAGACUACAGGAUCCUGCCACCCCACGGGUACCCAGUGAGUUGCGAUAAAUCUCCAGAAAGAGUGAAAUGCGGUUGUGGAUCACCGAGAAAUUCAGCCUCGCCAACUGACAUCGAAGUUGAUUUAGCACCAGGAGACAGGCCUCAAGAAUCUGAAAUGGAUCUUACUAUAAAAACACCAAUGCCCACACGUCAUCCGCAAAUACCACCGAUGUUCCAUCAUCAUCUUACGAGUGAACCACAGCAUGAUCUCAGUCCUGCCACGAGGUCCAUGGACGAGCCACUGGAUGUUACUUUAAACGGAAACAGAAACAAUAACUAA
Microplitis demolitor is the source of this 844-nucleotide messenger RNA. Its product is annotated as homeobox protein prophet of Pit-1. The record is from RefSeq and is a predicted model, not a curated record. The coding region runs from base 59 to 844 and encodes 261 amino acids. Lineage: Eukaryota; Metazoa; Arthropoda; Insecta; Hymenoptera; Braconidae. Gene Ontology annotation, molecular function: DNA-binding transcription factor activity, RNA polymerase II-specific; RNA polymerase II transcription regulatory region sequence-specific DNA binding. The transcript is spliced from 4 exons. Gene Ontology annotation, biological process: regulation of transcription by RNA polymerase II.